AUGGGCUUCAAUCCAGACUCCAAAGAAUUGGGACCGAGUGAGCCACGAGCGCUCCAACCUACCGUCUCCAGUCAAUCGAAAGCAGCAGAAGCAGGGCAUAACCAGAACCGAAGCAUCAUGGCAACUAUCGCGGACGACGACGACCGCCUACUUGUGCGCAUUGGAUACACUCCUGUUCUACAAAGACAUUUCUCGAGAUGGUCUACAGUUUCAUAUGCCAUUUCGAUUCUAGGAGUACUGGGCUCAGUGCCCGCUACCUUUGGUGCACCAAUGAGCUCAGGUGGCCCAGCAACAGCAGUAUGGGCUUGGUUCAUUGGCAGCAUCAUGGCAUACUGUAUAGCAAGUUCAGUUGCCGAACUGGUCUCAGCAUAUCCGACAGCGGGAGGCAUGUACUAUGUCACAAAACACGUUGUACCACCUGAACACGUUGCAGCCUGGGCGUGGAUCAUCGGUUGGUGCAACUUCCUUGGACAAGCCGCCGGCGUUGCAAGUCUGGCGUAUACAAUCUCCCAGAUGAUAUUGGCGACGGUUGUCAUGCACACGCUAGACAAUGGAGAGUCUGCUUUUACGCCGCAAGCAUAUCAGACCGUCCUUCUCGCUAUUUUCGUGUUGUGCAUGUUUGGCACAAUCUGCUCGUUUCCCACGAAUUGGCUUCACCGCAUUAUCUUGUGGUUCGCCCCUAUCAACAUCAUCGCAUCAAUCUGCAUCUGCAUCGCUCUUCUCAUUCUCACACCGAACAAGCAAAGCCCACAAUGGGUGUUCACAACAGUCAUGGACGGCUCAGGCUGGGGAAGCAAGGGUUUUUCAUUCCUCCUUGGCUUCCUUUCCGUUGCAUGGACGAUGACUGACUACGACGGCACGACACACAUGUCGGAAGAGACCCACGAUGCCGCUAUUCGCGGCCCUGUAGCGAUCCGCGCUGCGAUCCUCGUCUCCGGCGUCGUCGGUUGGAUGCUAACCGUCACCUUCUGCUUCUGCAUGUCAGACUACGAUGCGAUUAUGGCGACGCCGACCGGUCUGCCAGUGGCCCAGAUCUUCUUCAACGCCGGCGGCAAAACAGGUGGAACUAUCAUGUGGUUCUUCGUCAUGUUGGUCCAGUUCUUCACCGGCUGCUCCGCCAUGUUGGCAAAUGCUAGAAUGGCUUGGGCUUUCUCCCGCGACGCAGCCUUCCCAUUCUCGGGUUUCUGGAGCAAGAUCAAUUCCUACACGCACACUCCGGUCAAUGCGGUAUGGCUUGUUGUGCUUUUCUGCAGCUGCCUCGACCUAAUCGGCAUCGGAAGCACCCUUACCAUUACGGCUAUCUUCAACAUCACCGCCCCGGCCUUGGACAUCAGUUACAUCGCAGUCAUCAUUGCACACCGAUGGUACGAGAACACUGUCACUUUCCACCCUGGACCAUACACAAUGGGCAGAUGGAGCAAGCCUGUCAAUGCGAUUGCAGUGACAUGGGUCAUCUUCAUCAGUGUUGUGUUGUUCUUCCCGACGGUCAAGCCUGUCAGAGCCGACAACAUGAACUACGCUAUCUGUGUGGCAGCCUUCAUUGGCCUAUUUAGCACCAUCUGGUGGUAUGCGGGUGCAAGGAAGAAAUACACCGGCCCGCGCACAAGCGACACCAUCGACAUGCUUCCACCGGAGGAUCCAGAGGACAUCCUCAGCGACUACGACAACAACGUUUAG
This is a messenger RNA of Alternaria viburni, 1677 nucleotides long. RefSeq lists its product as uncharacterized. The transcript has 8 exons. Gene Ontology annotation, molecular function: transmembrane transporter activity. Gene Ontology annotation, biological process: amino acid transport; transmembrane transport. The record is from RefSeq and is a predicted model, not a curated record. Gene Ontology annotation, cellular component: membrane. Bases 1 to 1677 code for a protein of 558 amino acids. Lineage: Eukaryota; Fungi; Ascomycota; Dothideomycetes; Pleosporales; Pleosporaceae.